UCACUACAAGCCUGACUUCAGCAGUGAGCACACUGCACUCGUGGAUUACUACCUUUCUUCACAGGAGGAAUUCAGUUUCGCUUCAGAGCAGCGCAAAGCCCCACAGACCACAGCACCAUGGGGAGCAGCAUGUCAUGUGUCCCCGAGCACAACUUCAGAUUCUCCAGCAAGAGUUUCAUACGCAGAAACAGCAGUCGACUGUUUCGCAAGAAGAAUCCCCAAGAGGGACAGGAGAAGUCUAACAGCAUCAUCAACAUCCUGUGCACUGUCACCCCCAGGAAGGAAAUGUCCCAUAAAGAUCUGCAGACGAUAGAGAACAUAAAAUGGGAUCCUCCCUAUGACCCGGCCAGUGGCUGGAAGAAAAGCAGCAUCAAUGUGAAGAAUUACGGACGGAUGAUUCACAGCUCCAAAGUUCGUUUCCGCUUCCUCCACUGCCAGGAUGUACAUGACUGCUACCUGGACCUCUUCCAGACACACCUUCACUUUGUCUCCAACAACCCCACUGGAUUGACAUACCAGGGAACUCUUCCAUUGAAAGAACUAACUAUCUGCAACCUGCAACAAAACUGCAACCACAGCCAACCCCAAGAAUUUGCCUUUCAAAUAAACGGUGUCAGUCUCAACCCGAUCAUUGUCUACUGUGCCAACCAAGAAGAAAUGGACCUAUGGUUUCAUAUGCUCAAAGAAAAUAUUGAGGCCAAUGGAGGCACUCCAAUUGCACCUGAAAACUACACUAGAAUGAAACUAAACCGGGACAAGACCCCUGAGGGCAGAGAGGAGCUGAGGAACUCCGUCAACAGAGAGCCCAUCUACGAGUGGGAGGGCUCACAGCGGGACAGCUUGGGGGCCAUCACCUAUGUCACUAAAGUGCGACUGCAGCACCUGCCCUGUCAGGAACAGAGUGACAGGCUGUUGGUAAUGUACCCAUCGACGCUGAUCAUCCUCUCAGAGGAGAAUGAUGGGCUCUUCUAUAAGGGAAAACUUCCUCUCAACAUGAUCACUGUGACCACACCCUGCCAAGACGUCAAGCCCAACACCUUUAUGAUUGAAGGGAAACUGAUCAACCCCAUAGUGGUGUCGUGUCUGGAUAGGACCGAGUUCUGCGACUGGAUCCAGCAUUUCAAAGCUGCUGAUGUGCCUGUUCUCUCCCCUCCGCCCCCCGUGUAUGACAUCAUCUACACCCCAACGCACAGAGAGACUCCACAGUUCGACAGAUGGAGUGGAAGCAGCCAAGGACAAACUGAGUUCAAGCGCACAUCGAGUGGACGUGGGUCCCGCAACCUUCAGUUACCCAGUCAUGAAGACAACCCUCUCUCUCCAGGAUAUUCUGAACCUCUCUGCUACAGCUCCAGUCGUCCCUCCUCGACUGAGACCGCCCGCCUGGGCAGCAGGACCAACAGCGUUUCUUCUCACAGCAGGCCAGAGCGUGACCUGCGACCUUUGUCACUGCGCUACUCCUCCCCCCAGCGCAGCUCCUACCUCCACCCCAUUGAGAGCGCAGUGUUGUCUCAGAUCUACAGCACGCCGUACUCUGCCCAUCGUGCCAGUCCACAGCGGAUGGAGAGAGCCCCGCUCGUCAAGUCUAACAGCUGGAGCACCCCUCAGACAUCCCUGGGCUACUCUCUAAACCCCCCCCAGCGCCACUCGGACAUGUGCGCCGCCCGACAACCGUUGUCACCCCUGUACGAUGAGCCCUGCAGCCCCGAAAUCUACUCCCUGGAUGAGGCCAGUGCAGUGCAGCAGAGCUGGCAAGAGCCAAUUCAGCAACACCACCUGCAGCAAAGCCCCCAUCUCCUACCCUCCACCUUCCAGCUCCGCACUCCUCCCAUGGGCAGGCGCUGCAGGAGAAGCCUGGUCCUGACCAACUCUCAGGGACAGACUCUGGGACUAGAGAUGGAGACUCCUCAAAGUCAAGCAGAGCAGAGAGCCGAGGCCGUGUCAAGGCUGAAGCUGCUGCCAGUGCCUGGCCAACUGCAAGAGCAGACUCACCUCCCAUUGAGCUCUGUAAGGAACACCCCUCAGAUGCCUUAUGGUUACUCACCAGAUCACCACUCGUACCUUGAACCCACAGAACCAGAUGACCAGGAAAUGGACUAUGACAACAUUUGGGAGUACGACUGUGAUACUGGAAUGAUUCAGCCAACGUCUGGAAUUUCGACACACCGGACAGGAUUAGACUUUGGGGCCAUAGGCCUUGGCGCCAUGGCAACCCAGCAGAAAUGGUCAUAAAACAAAACAAUAGCCCGGCACUCGUCUGGACGUGUGCAAACACCAGAUCUCUAUCAGAGAGAUAAUAAAAGCCAACAAGCACAGCCCUGUGUUGAUCCUCCUGCGCACAGUAUGAACCAACAAAUCCCAUGAACUGCGUUGUUACAUGCUGGGCAGCCAAGCAGAGGAAUUAUGAGUGCAGGUAUGGAGAGGAACGGGCUAAAAACAAAGCUUUAAAGAAGGUGAUAACUGACACAAUCAACUGUUUGAUAUGUAGCAUUCAAGUGAGAGGACAGUGGGGUGAACAUACUGUGUAGCUGUAAUGUUAUUUUAUUUUUUUUAUGUAUUUUAUAUUUGCACUAAAAGUUUCAUGUGUGCCUGAACUUUUUCUUUUUAAUAUUUAAAGUAUUUUCUAACAUGCUGUCCAGUUUUCUUGUUGUUAAUUUUCUUUUUUGUUUGUUUGUCAUUAGAGCUAUUAAAAGCAUUCCAUCAGGGCUUGUUAUAAAAUAAAGAAUGCAUAUUUUUGUAAAUGUUGUAGAUUUCUUAUUUUGUCAGGUCACAUUAUUGAGACAAAUAUGUACGGCUUCAACUGACUGCUUUAAAGGUAUAUUACUGUCACUACUGCAGUACUGACAACUGUGUGGCUUCAUUUUUUGUUUGAGGUGUUAAUUUAUAUUUGGAAAUAAAGCUGAAAAAUUAAACUA
This is a messenger RNA of Scatophagus argus, 2912 nucleotides long. RefSeq names its product pleckstrin homology domain containing, family N member 1 (gene plekhn1). Gene Ontology annotation, cellular component: mitochondrial membrane; cytoskeleton. The transcript is spliced from 16 exons. Bases 118 to 2229 code for a protein of 703 amino acids. Gene Ontology annotation, molecular function: phosphatidylinositol phosphate binding; cardiolipin binding; phosphatidic acid binding. Gene Ontology annotation, biological process: 3'-UTR-mediated mRNA destabilization; response to hypoxia; positive regulation of apoptotic process. Lineage: Eukaryota; Metazoa; Chordata; Actinopteri; Scatophagidae. The record is from RefSeq and is a predicted model, not a curated record.